This is a messenger RNA of Capsaspora owczarzaki ATCC 30864, 1743 nucleotides long. Its product is annotated as sorting nexin associated protein 1. The transcript has 10 exons. The coding region runs from base 20 to 1597 and encodes 525 amino acids. Lineage: Eukaryota; Filasterea; Ministeriida; Capsasporidae. Gene Ontology annotation, biological process: plasma membrane tubulation; endocytosis; endosomal transport. Gene Ontology annotation, molecular function: protein binding; phosphatidylinositol binding. The record is from RefSeq and is a predicted model, not a curated record. Gene Ontology annotation, cellular component: plasma membrane; cytoplasmic vesicle.
CUCUGGCUUUCGACUCGCAAUGACGCAGGCGCGCGCAUUGUACGACUACGAAGGCGGCGAAGGCGAGCUGUCGUUCUUCACCGACAAUGUCAUCCAAGUCACUGACAAGGGAUCGGGCGACGGCUGGUGGAUGGGUGUCCUCAAUGGCCAGAUGGGUUACUUUCCUGAAAGCUACGUGAUGGAGCUGCCAUCGUCGCCGGCUGCUCGUGCAUUGCCAUCUCGUGCGCUGCCAGUGCCGACAGCUGCUGCUGCCGCUGAUGACGAGGAAAAUUGGGAUGACGACGACGCAGAGCCUGUGCCUGCAACUCGAGGAGCCACGCGAUCGACCUCCAACGCCUCCUCGGCUGGCUAUGGCACGGCUGCUCGCCGGGGCACCGUGCGGCGCAACCUCAACCGCUUCAGUGCGUUCGUGAAGACGGGUGGAGAAGCCUUCCUCAUGGCCGAGAGCAUUGACAAGGUGCCGUCAGACCUGGUCGUUCGUGUUGUUGCCGGUCCCCGUUGGCUGGAUGCUCCUCAGUAUUUUUCCGUGUCCGUAACCGAGCCCACCAAAAAGAGCAAGUUUCAUGGCGUCAAGAGCUUUAUUGCAUACAAUGUGAUGCCUUCGCACACUGGGGUUGCUGUCAGUCGUCGAUACAAGCACUUUGACUGGUUGUACGAGCGACUGACUGAAAAGUUUGCGUCGCUUUCUAUUCCUCCACUUCCCGACAAGUCCGCAAUGGGUCGGUAUGAAGAAGAAUUCAUCAAACUGCGCCAGCAGCAACUCCAGCGUUGGCUGACGCGGUUGGCGCGCCACCCAGUCAUUUCCCAGUGCGAGGCGCUGAACCACUUCUUGACCUGCAAUGGCGAAGAGAAGGAGUGGAAGGCGGGCAAGCGCAAGGCCGAGAAGGACGAAUGCAUUGGCGGGAAAUUCUUCAUGUGCAUUUCUGCUCCAGAUGGCAAUGUUCCCCCUGACGCUGACACGCAAGUCGAGUCCUUUGGCAAGUUUGUUCGUGGAAUGGAGAGGCGUAUGGACAAGGUUCGAGAAUGUGGAGAACGAUUCUCAUCGUUCAGUCAAGACAUUAAAACUGAAGUUCAGCGAGUAGGUCAUGCAUUUGGCGACCUCACCAGUGAUGACUGGAAGGAUGAAGGCCACCGUGAUGGCGUCUGGUGCUGGCGCCAGAACUGCCAAGCGUGCACUCCGCUCACCAAGGCCAUCGAGUUUACCAGCACAACCCUCAACGAGAUUGGACAGUCAUUCGCCGAUCAGCCCGCAAAAGACAUGACACCCUUGCUUGCCGACACGGCCGAAUACCUUGGAAUCCUUCCGACCUACCCCUCGAUUGUCGACACGCACACCUCGGCGUACAACCGGCUCAAGGAGACGACAAAGCUGCAAGAGCAAGGCAAAGCGGACGGAUCGGAUGUUGCGGCAGUCCAGCAGCGUUGCGAGGUCAUCUCGAACGUGACCUUGUCCGAAUUGGACCGCUUCCACACCGAGCGCAAUUUCGAUACCAAGCUCUCCAUGGAGACGUACCUCGCCAGCCAAAUCGAGUUUUAUCAGCAGAUUGUUGGCAAGCUGCAAAAUGCCCUGCAAAAGUUCCAAGAUAUUCCUCAAUAGUUGCGACAACCAACCGCAACUAUUUUGUUUUCAUUGAUUAUGCAUGCUUGUCGUGAACUUGGCACUUAUCCGAGGAAAAAAAAAAGGUCGUGACAUGUGUGUUCAAAGCGCGAUUUAUGCAAAAACCCCAGACAAACAAAACCAAC